CUAAAUAUUAAUUCUUUUUAUUGUUUUCAAGUUGUCACCAAAAGCUUGUGGACAUACACGUGGAAGGAAAGUGGCUUCGAGGGAAGAGGCAGUGAUGAGAAUAAGAGCUGCAAUUGAUGCUCGGAAUGAAAGUGGAUCUGAUUUGGUCAUCAUUGCACGUACUGAUUCCCGCCAAGCUGUAUCGUUAGAGGAAGCAUUGUGGAGGUCGAGAGCCUUUGGUGAUGCUGGAGCAGAUGUUCUUUUUGUUGACGCACUUGCUUCUAGAGAAGAGAUGAAGGCUUUCUGCGAGAUAUCACCUUUGAUCCCAAAAUUGGCUAACAUGCUAGAGGGUGGAGGAAAAACACCAGUAUUGAGCCCAGCUGAACUACAGGAGAUAGGAUAUAAGCUUGUGGGGUAUCCGCUGUCCCUCAUUGGGGUAUCAAUCCGAGCCAUGGAGGACGCACUGGUUGCUUUAAAAGGUGGCCGUAUUCCUCCUCCAGGGAGUUUACCAACGUUUGAAGAGAUCAAGGAAACAGUUGGGUUUAAUGAGUAUUACAAAGAGGAAGAACGGUAUAAAAUAACUAGUGUCCUUCCCUCUGAUGGAGCAUUUACUAUAACAUCAAAAAUCCAAGAAGAAGCCAGUCAAAGAGCAGAGAGAGUAAGUGAACCUGUUGUUGAGGUGCUCAGUCCAUUGCAUGAUGGAUACAAGUCAAAUGAUUCUAAUGAGCGCUCAUCUGGUAUAUGGUCUCGGACUCUGAGACUAAAAGUCACAGGAAAUAAUGGGGUUGAGAAACUUGAUAUCCGUAUUCCGGCUGGGUUUCUAGAGGGGAUGUCAAGCAUAAUUCCAGGCUUGGGUGGAAUAAAUCUUAUUGAACUGUUAGAAAAUGCAUCACAGGAGAGCACAACUGCGAAAGGGAAAUUGCUUCUUGAAUUCAAUGGCACAUUGGGUGAUAAGAUUCAGGUUUUUGUGGAAUGAGCUGCUCCCUCCCUCUCUCUCCCCUAAACACUGCAUUUUAAUUCAGUAUUUAUCUUUAUUGCUGCAUUUAUGUAGAUUAUUUAUAUAUAAGACUAUAUGGAUAGUGAGGUAUGAGCAUAACUCUCCAAUUGGAUAAGCAAUAAAGCAUAUUUAUGUGGCUAGCAAUUAUUUGAGUUGAGAGAGAGGUGGCAGCUCAACUUGGUCUGUUAGUUGAGAGUUUUGACAAUCAAUCAAGAGGUCUUGGGUUCGAGUCUUA
Molecule: messenger RNA, 1211 nt
Organism: Dendrobium catenatum
Lineage: Eukaryota; Viridiplantae; Streptophyta; Magnoliopsida; Asparagales; Orchidaceae
Product: 2,3-dimethylmalate lyase-like
Exons: 6
Coding region: 95-955 (286 amino acids)
Molecular function (GO): catalytic activity
Source: RefSeq, a predicted model, not a curated record